AUGGGAGGCUCCCCUCCUAGCGGAGACUCUGUUCGUUCUGUAAAAGACUAUCGUCUACAAGUCGCGACUUCCCAGAAGUGGCCGACUAAACCAACAAGUUAUCCUCCGAUAACCUUCUCACCAAACGACGCUGAAGGAGUUCACGCUCCCCAUAAUGAUCCUCUUCUCGUCGUCCUUGGAAUUGGAGAGUAUGAUGUCACCAAGAUCCUCAUUGACACCGGAAGUUCCGUCGACCUCAUCUUCCGAGGAACUCUGCAGAAGAUGGGAGUUGAUCUUGACGACGUAAAAGCGUCCUCCAGAACGUUAACCGAAUUCAAUGGAUCCUCCGAAACUAUCUUGGGAACGAUCCGCCUCCUGGUACGCGCGUGUGGCGUUACUCGAACGGUUAAGUUUGCCGUUGUAAGCACAAAAGCUCCGUGUCACGCUAUACUCGGCACCCCUUGGCUACACUCGAUGCAAGCCGUUCCUUCCACCUACCACCAGUGCGUCAAGUUCCCUGGUACGGACGGAAGGAUAAAAACGUUGCGAGGGGAUCAAAAGGCCGCUAGGGAUCUCCUAGUCGCCACAGUCAAACUCCAACGGUCAUCUCUACCCGUUAAUUCUGUGUCUCCCCCAACCUCAAAAUUCUGUUCCCAGGAAAGCGAGGUUCUCGAGUUACCUAUUGACGAUGCCGAUCAAAGUCGAACCGUAAGGGUUGGUGCAAUCCUUUCUGAGGAAAUGCAGCAGUCAAUUCUGGAUUUCCUCAGGAAGAACGUGUCUACAUUCGCUUGGUCUAUGGCAGACAUGAAGGGCAUUGACCCGACUAUAACGACUCACGAACUAAACGUCGACCCAACAUUCAAACCUAUCCGCCAGAAGCGACUCGUCAAAAAGAAAAAUGGCAAGUGGCGCGUCUGCGUCGACUUUACCGACUUAAAUAAAGCCUGUCCAAAGGAUAGUUAUCCUCUUCCCAACAUCGACCGUUUAGACGAGUCUACGGCUGGAAACGAGAUGCUAACCUUCAUGGACGCCUUCUCUAGAUACAAUCAAAUAAUGAUGCACCCGGAUGAUCGCGAGAAGACGGCCUUCAUCACAGAUAAGGGAACCUACUGCUAUAAGGUCAUGCCGUUCGGUUUGAAGAACGCCGGAGCAACCUAUCAACGACUUGUGAACAAGAUGUUCGCAGACAAGCUGGGCAUCACCAUGGAAGUGUACAUCGAUGACAUGCUGGUUAAGUCGCUCCAUGCCACUGACCACCUCCGUCAUCUGCAAGAAUGCUUCGAAACUCUCAACAAAUACGGCAUGAAGCUGAACCCAGCAAAGUGCACAUUCGGAGUCUCUUCAGGCGAGUUCCUCGGCUACAUAGUCACGCAGCGAGGAAUCGAGGCAAACCCCCAAAGCAAAUAUCCACUAUCCACCGACAAGUGCCUGCCCUUUUACGAUCUCUUACGAGGAAACAAGAGGUUCAUUUGGGACGAGAAGUGCGAGGAUGCAUUUACCCAACUCAAGCAGUACCUGACAACACCUCCAGUACUCGCUAAGCCGGACGUCGGUGAUGUUCUAUCUCUUUAUGUCGCAGUGUCACAAGCUGCAGUCAGCAGCGUUCUGCUAAAGGAAGACCGCGGUGAACAAAAGCCCAUAUUCUACACGAGCAGGCGCAUGACCGGACCAGAGACGCGAUACCCAACCCUGGAGAAGAUGGCUUUAGCAGUCGUCGAAGCAGCGAGAAAGCUUCGACCAUAUUUCCAGUCACAUUCAGUGGAGCUCAAACUGGACGCUGCACGUCGAUGGAUCGUCGACCACCAAGGGAGCGGGUGCCAGAGUCCAACAACAGUCCCCGACCGGCGAACUAAUCAGGCAGUCUUUCAGUUUUGGCUUUCCCUCAUCAAACAACGAAGCAGAGUACGAAUCUCUGAUUGCUGGACUCCGCUUAGCAAAAGCCGUCAAUUCAGCGGCGACUACGAUGCCCGCAACGACCGAAUGGACGCCUAUCUCAAAAUAGUGCAAAGCCUGGCAGCAGAGUUCGAGUUCUUCGAACUCAUCAAAGUUCCCAGAGGCGAAAAUGUCUGCGCUGACGCCCUCGCGGCCCCCGGCAGCAAGCUUCGUGAUCAAGUUAAACGAACCAUCCCGAUACAUCGUAUCGAGAAACCAAGCAUCGAUAUACCAACCGACCAAACCCUCGUUGCCCCGGUCAUCGAACCCGCUACUCCAGACGACGACGGAUUUGGUCCAGAUUGGAGAACUGAGUUCAUCGACUACCUCUCAAAGGGAGAACUCCCAACCGAAAAAUGGGCAGCUCACCGACUAAAAACACGCAGCGCCCAUUACGUCGUUCUCGACGAUGAACUACACCGAUGGACCGCGAGUAAAGUGCUCCUAAAAUGCAUCCAUGGCGACGAGACAGCAAGGGUCAUGGCAGAGACGCACGAAGGCGCUGGCGGAAAUCAUUCAGGCGGACGUGCAUUAGCGAUCAAAGUAAGGAGCUUGGGAUUCUUCUGGCCAACAAUGAACGCAGACUGCGAGUCUUACGCGAGAAGCUGCGACAAGUGCCAACCUGAAGCAUACGCUCAAGUCACAGACAAAGAAGUCCGCGGUUUCGUCUGGAAAAACAUUAUUUGCCGCCACGGUUUGCCUUAUGAGAUCGUUACCGUUAACGGAUCGCAGUUCAUGUCAGGCAACUUCAAGGAGUUCUGUGGCAAAUGGAACAUUCGACUAAGCCCCUCCACUCCUCGUUACCCGCAAGGUAAUGGCCAGGCAGAAUCCUCCAAUAAACUCAACAUCGAUGGCAUUAAAAAGCGUCUGGACCUGAAAAAGGGUCACUGGGCUGACGAGCUCGACGGAGUCCUAUGGAGCCAUCGCACAACGCCGCGAGGAUAG
Molecule: messenger RNA, 2856 nt
Organism: Brassica oleracea var. oleracea
Lineage: Eukaryota; Viridiplantae; Streptophyta; Magnoliopsida; Brassicales; Brassicaceae
Exons: 5
Coding region: 1-2856 (951 amino acids)
Biological process (GO): DNA integration
Molecular function (GO): nucleic acid binding
Source: RefSeq, a predicted model, not a curated record